Molecule: messenger RNA, 408 nt
Organism: Staurois parvus
Lineage: Eukaryota; Metazoa; Chordata; Amphibia; Anura; Ranidae
Source: the annotation of a GenBank genome assembly
AUGCAGGCUGCUUCUACAAACAUUUGUGAAAGACUGUGCAGUGAGUCCAUCUGUGAAAUUUCCUUGCUACUAAAUAUUCCACAGUCAUCUGUUAGUGGUAUUAUAACAAAGUGGAAGCAACUGGGAAUAACAGCAACUCAACCAUGAAGUGGUAGGCCACAUAAAAUGACAGAGUGGGAUCAGCGCAUGCUGACGCGCACAGUGCGCAUAAGUCACCAACUGUCUACAGAGUCAAUAGCUAAAGACCUCCAAACUUCACGUGGCCUUCAGGUUAGUACAACAACAGUACAUAGAGAGUUUCAUGGAAUGGGUUUCCAUGGCCGAGGAGCUGCAUGGAAGCCUUACAUCACCAAGUGUAAUGCAAAGUGUGUGAUGAAAUGGUGUAAAGCACACCGCCACUGGACUCUA